Messenger RNA from Phymastichus coffea, 1179 nucleotides. RefSeq lists its product as uncharacterized. The record is from RefSeq and is a predicted model, not a curated record. The transcript is spliced from 4 exons. NCBI's taxonomy places the organism in Eukaryota, Metazoa, Arthropoda, Insecta, Hymenoptera, Eulophidae. The coding region runs from base 1 to 1179 and encodes 392 amino acids. Gene Ontology annotation, biological process: DNA integration. Gene Ontology annotation, molecular function: nucleic acid binding.
AUGGUGAAUUUUUACCACCGCAAUUUACUUCACGCUGCUGCAACUCAGGUACCUCUUAAUUCAUAUUUUAUCGAUUCCCGCAAAAACGACAAGCGUGAGAUUGCUUGGAUUCCUGAAACUGUAGAAGCAUUUGAAAAAGUUAACAAUGAUUUUAUUAAUGCGACUCUGUUGGUUCAUCCACCCUUUAACGCUGAACUUCGCAUCCUUUCUGAUACAUCCGAUUUUGCUAUGGGUGCAGCUCUAGAACAGUUAUUGACUGAAAAUUUGAGUCAACAAUCCAAAGUUUCGCAACAUGUCAAACUCAUACCAGAACACUUUGUUGCACCUGAUGGUCGCUUUGACCAUGUACAUAUUGACAUUGUAGGGCAACUCCCUAAUCACAAUGGCUUCGAAUAUGUCCUCACGAUGAUCGAUCGUUUCUCAAGAGCAUUUUUCAAAUUGUGGGUAUCUCAAUAUAGUGCACCUAAAAUUUUAACUUCUGAACAAGGUUCACAAUUUGAAUCGCGUUUAUUUACGGCUUUACUAUCUUUAAUUGGUUGUCAACGAAUUCGCACGACCGCUUACCAUCCAGCGGCAAAUGGUCUAAUUGAGAGAUCGUACCGUGUUUUUAAAGCCGCUAUUAUGUGUCAUCAGGACACUGAUUGGACGCGCACGUUAUCUACGAUUUUACUCGGUCUUCGCUGUCAUGUUCGCGCUGAUACGAAUGCUUCCCCUGCAGAAUUUAAGUUUGGUACAACGCUUCGUUUGCCUGGCGAGUUUUUCCUCCUAGAAGAUUUUACUCCUGAUCCGAACAUUUUCAUCGAAGAAUUUUGCGAGUACAUGCGUUUAAUUCGUCCAGUUCCUGUAACGCACAAGCAUAAAAAACGCGCUUUACCGUACAAUGGUCCAUAUAAAGUAUUUUUGAUAUUGGAUAAAAGUGUUUUUAAUAUCGAUGUAAACGGUAAUAAACGUAGCGUUUCUGUAGAAUUAUUAAAAUCAGCUUUCUUUUUACCAGAUGAUCUCGAUAAUCUGGUUGUAAAUAGCGAUAAUCAAGGCAAUCAGCCUUCAACUAGUCAAUCUGAGUCAGAAACUUAUUCGCUGCUGACUCACAAAUAUAAAAAAGUCUUAACCAUUGAGCUUGAUUGUUCUACUUUAAUUUUAAGCAUAACUCCAGAUUUAAGUUUCACUUCUCCAUUGUAA